AAGCACCUCCCCCACUGACAUUAGACAGGAGCCGUCGACGAGGAAGACUACAGGACGAUUUGGGUUUUCAACCGUUCUCAAUCUCAACACAUUAGCUAGCCAUGGACGAUUUUGAUAUGCUCGGUGGCCCUCAGGUUAGCGCGGGGAACGGCGUGGGGGCGGAUGAGGACCCGGCGGCGGCAUUCCUGGCCCAGCAAGAGAGCGAGAUCGCGGGCAUCGAGAAUGACGAGGGCUUCAGCAUCCUGGACAGCGGAGAUGUGCCUUCAUCCCUGAUCCAAGACCAGGACGGAGCGAUUAAUGGAGAUCUGCAUGGGGAGAGUAACGGCCCUUCUGAUGUGUAUGCGGCCAUCUCCAGUGUAGACCGGUUACAGGCCGAGCCGGAGAGCUUGAGGAAGUGGAGAGAGGAGCAGUGCGAGAGACUUGAGGAGCUCGAUGCUAACUCGCGAAUGCAGGAGGUGGAGUGGAAGGAGAAGGCAAUGUUGGAGCUGGAAGAGUGGCACACCAGGCAGAACGAACAGCUGGAGAAAACCAAAGUCAACAACAGGGUGCUGGAUGAGGAUUUCUACAAACAACCCUUCGCUGAUCUGAUUGGUUAUGUCACUCACAUUAACCAUCCUUGCUACCGCCUAGACCAGGCGGCCGAGGAAGCCAUGGUGUCGGAGCUGGAUGAGAACAGCCCUGGCACGGAAUGGGAGCGUGUGGCACGUCUCUGCGACUUCAACCCCAAGUCUAGCAAGCAGGCCAAGGACGUCUCCCGCAUGCGCUCCGUCCUCAUCUCUCUCAAACAGUCCCCCCUCGUCCGCUAAGCUCCGCCUCUCAUUAAACCACAGCCCCUGGCAGCCAUAGUGGUCUCGCGACACCUACGUGUCUGUGAAUUCCUUUGGCUUUAGUCCCAUCCCCAUGGUUUUGAGAUCCAAUUUCAUAUAUAAAUAAUCUAUAUUAUAUUAUUACAUAAUAUGAAAUAGGUGUAUCUAUAUAUGUUUAUAUUCCAUCUAUAAAUAUAUACAUAUAUAACAAUGUUUUAUUUUUGGCGUCUGUUUUAUGGACCAAACUCCACAAUGUGUUCAGUUUUUCAUUUAGAGACAGUGUGUGGUAUUGUGACACUAUCGAUCUAUGCAUUUCCUUUCUACAGUGUUGGGGAAUAAAGUACUAACUGUCUUGUGUAUGUUGUAUACAGAUGGUGGAUAUAUCCUAUGUGUGUGUGACUAUGUACAUAAAGACCUGUCCUCUGUACACUUCGGUGUGUGAGAUAAUGGCACAAGUUUUCAAAGAACAGAGCUGUAUUGCAGUAAACGUUGCCCUGUGUUGUCCAUUCCGUUUCAAUAUGAUUAAACACAUGUGAAAUGUUAAGCGUGUUUGCGUGUCAAUCCCAGUA
This is a messenger RNA of Triplophysa rosa, 1375 nucleotides long. It is a transcript of the gene clta, whose product is annotated as clathrin, light chain A. Gene Ontology annotation, molecular function: clathrin heavy chain binding; structural molecule activity. Lineage: Eukaryota; Metazoa; Chordata; Actinopteri; Cypriniformes; Nemacheilidae. Gene Ontology annotation, cellular component: clathrin coat of trans-Golgi network vesicle; clathrin coat of coated pit; postsynaptic endocytic zone cytoplasmic component. Bases 102 to 806 code for a protein of 234 amino acids. Gene Ontology annotation, biological process: clathrin-dependent endocytosis; intracellular protein transport; clathrin coat assembly. The transcript has 7 exons. The record is from RefSeq and is a predicted model, not a curated record.